This is a messenger RNA of Pocillopora verrucosa, 1026 nucleotides long. The record is from RefSeq and is a predicted model, not a curated record. Lineage: Eukaryota; Metazoa; Cnidaria; Anthozoa; Scleractinia; Pocilloporidae.
AUGUCGGGGCCCAAUGCUAAGAUUGGAAUGAAAGUGAAGGUUGUUGAGAAAGGCCUAAUGGGAACUGUGGCUUAUGUCGGAUCGACUGACUCGACUUUGUUUGCGUCAGGAAAGUGGAUCGGAGUUAUUUUAGAUGAAGCAAACGGAGAAAACGACGGUUCAGUGCAGGGAAAAGAGUAUUUCAAAUGUGCUGAGAACCAUGGAAUCUUUGUGGACCAGUCCCAAAUAGAAAUUCUUCAGGAUGUGCAAACCUCCCUAUUGCCACCUAGUGGAUUGUUAACCUGCAGUAGCAUUGGUGGAGGUACUUCCAUUCCUUUACCAUCAUCAAUGAGAAGAGAGAAGGUUGAUACUGCACAAGGAGUGGAGGAAACAGUGAAAACUCUCACUGAUAAGAAUAGGAAGUUGGAACAAGAACUUGAUACUCUGAGGGAGUAUAAUGCUUACUUGGUUGAUACUGCACAAGGAGUGGAGGAAACAGUGGAAACUCUCACUGAUAACAAUAGGAAGUUGGAAAAAGAAAUUGAUUCUCUGAGUGAGACUGUGCUUGACAUGGUUGAUACUGCACAAGGAGUGGAGGAAACAGUGAAAACUCUCACUGAUAAGAAUAGGAAGUUGGAACAAGAACUUGAUACUCUGAGGGAGUAUAAUGCUUACUUGGUUGAUACUGCACAAGGAGUGGAGAAAACAGUGGAAACUCUCACUGAUAACAAUAGGAAGUUGGAACAAGAACUUGAUACUCUGACGGGGAAUAAUGCUUACUUGAAAACUCUCAUGGAUUUGAACAAGGAACUUGAGGAAUCUUACCUUCAAGCUGAAUAUGACUUAAAAGAAGAACUAGAAAUGAGAAACAGUAAAGUUCGUGAGAUGGAACUUAAACUAAAGACAACUCAGGAAACUAAUGAAGAACUGGAGGCUAAACUGCAGAAAGCUCUCAUGGAUUUGAACAAGGAACUUGUAGAAAAUCACCUCUGUGUGUGUUUGGUCAUGGCUGCAGCCGACACAAGUGAAAAGAAGAUUGCUCAGUAA